AUGUACACUAAUGACUGGGAUCCCAAUGACGGCUCGAUCCUGCGGUCAACCGACCAGGGCGAUACCUGGGAGGAGACAAAGCUUCCCUUCAAAGUUGGAGGGAACAUGCCCGGUCGGGGCGUUGGCGAACGACUCGCCGUGGACCCGAAUGACAACAGCAUCUUGUAUUUUGGAGCCCGCAGUGGCAAUGGCUUGUGGAAGAGCACGGACUAUGGCGUGACCUGGUCGAACGUGACUGCCUUUAAGUGGACUGGCACUUAUUUUCAAGACUCCAGCUCCACCUACACGUCUGAUCCGGUAGGAAUUGCCUGGGUCACCUUCGACUCAACCUCGGGGUCUAGUGGCUCUCCGACUCCGCGCAUCUUUGUUGGCGUGGUGGACACUGGAGAAUCAGUCUUUGUUUCUGAAGAUGCUGGUGAAACUUGGGCCUGGGUAUCCGGAGAGCCAUUGUAUGGCUUCCUUCCCCACAAAGGCGUUCUGUCACCAUCCGAGCACACUCUCUAUAUCUCCUACUCCAACGGCGCUGGUCCUUACGAUGGCACCAAUGGCACUGUGCACAAAUACAACAUCACCAGCGGCACCUGGACCGAUAUCAGCCCGACCUCCAUGGCAGACACCUACUACGGCUAUGGUGGACUGGCAGUCGACCUCCAGGUUCCCGGCACUGUCAUGGUCGCAGCCCUUAACUGCUGGUGGCCCGAUGAGUUAAUCUGGCGUAGUACAGAUUCAGGAGCAACUUGGUCGCCUAUCUGGGCUUGGAAUGGCUAUCCCAGCAUCAACUACUACUAUUCGUAUGACAUCUCCAACGCCCCGUGGCUACAAGACGACACCUCAACGGACGAGUUCCCAGUCCGCGUCGGGUGGAUGGUCGAAGCCCUCGCCAUUGACCCCUUCGACUCUGACCAUUGGCUUUACGGUACUGGUGCGACCAUCUACGGUGGUCAUGACCUCCAAAACUGGGACAGCUCACACAAUGUAACCAUCGAAUCUCUCGCCGUAGGUAUUGAAGAAAUGGCUGUCCUUGGUCUCAUCACUCCCCCGGGCGGACCUGCCCUUCUCUCUGCGGUCGGCGACGAUGGUGGCUUCUACCACACUUCCCUAACCACCGCCCCUUCACAAUACUACCACACCCCAACCUACGGGUCAACUAACGGUAUCGACUAUGCCGGCAACAAGCCCGCCAACAUCGUUCGUUCUGGAUCCAGUGACUCUGAUCCCACCCUCGCCUUAUCUUCCAGCUUCGGUGAGUCCUGGUACGCCGACUACGCUGCUUCUUCCUCCACUGCGACCGGCCAAGUCGCCCUCUCCGCAGACGCCGACACUAUCCUGCUCAUGAAUAGCGACGGCGCCUAUCGUUCUAAAAGUUCAGCUACUCUCAGCGCAGUCUCUUCUCUCCCCUCUGGAGCUGUCAUAGCCUCUGACAAGGCUAAUAACACCUACUUCUACGGAGCGUCCGGCUCCUCUUUCUACCUUUCAUCUGACACCGCGGCGACCUUUACUGUCACCACCACCCUCGGCAGCAGCACAACCGCCAACGCCAUCCGCGCGCAUCCCUCCCUUGCUGGUGACGUCUGGGUCAGUACUGACACAGGCCUCUUUCAUUCAACCAACUACGGCAAGUCAUUCACUCAGAUCGGAAGCGGAUGCACGGAGGGAUGGAGCUUCGGGUUUGGCAAGCCCUCUUCCGAUGGUGAUUACCCUGUUCUAUUCGGCUUCUUCACUGUCGAUGGCGUCACAGGUCUCUUCAAAACAGAAGAUCAAGGUGUCAAUUGGCAGAUAAUCUCCGACGCCGAUCACGGGUUCGGGGCUGCAUCGGCGAAUGUCGUUAAUGGUGAUUUGCAGAACUAUGGAAGGGUAUUUGUCGGCACAAAUGGACGGGGCAUAUUUUAUGGUGAUCCGAGUGGAAGUCUGCCGAGUGCGACUGCUACUGCAUCUAGUGCUUCAUCGACGGCGGUGAAGAGUUCAACUUCGACUUCGACUUCUAAGGUAGGUACGAGCACGACUGUUUCGAGUACAAAGAGUACGGUUACAACUAUUACUACGAGCAGUAUUAAGUCGACGACGUUGACAACGACAACGAAGUCGAGUAGUUCGACUACUUCGGCAACAUCGACUGCUACUGCGACGGCGUCAGCGUAUGGGCAGUGCGGUGGCAGCGGGUAUACGGGAGCGACGCAGUGUCCGAGUGGGUGGACGUGCACGUAUGAGAAUGAGUUUUAUUCGCAGUGUCUGGAAGGUUGA
This is a messenger RNA of Aspergillus luchuensis, 2241 nucleotides long. RefSeq lists its product as uncharacterized. Lineage: Eukaryota; Fungi; Ascomycota; Eurotiomycetes; Eurotiales; Aspergillaceae. Bases 1 to 2241 code for a protein of 746 amino acids. Gene Ontology annotation, molecular function: protein binding; cellulose binding. The record is from RefSeq and is a predicted model, not a curated record. Gene Ontology annotation, cellular component: extracellular region. Gene Ontology annotation, biological process: xyloglucan metabolic process. The transcript is spliced from 5 exons.